UGUCACUGCUUUUUCCACUGUGGUCUGUGUGUCUGAGUCAGAGCUAGCCUACAACAGGGUUCUUUGAAUUGAUGGCUCACUCCCAGCCCUCUUGACUAACUGCCAACUUAGCAGGGCGUAGCUUACCAACAAAUUUUUUUUUUUUUAAAGCCAGACUGAUUCAUAGAAACUCCUUUAAAACAGUGAAAAGAAACGCCCAUCACACACCCUAGCACACCAGCCCAGGAAACUUAUAACCUCAGGAGGCAGGUCCCUCCCAUCAGUGUGGUUGCAAACCUCCAGGAGAGCGGACCAGGCUGCUGCCAGCACCGUCACCGCCAGCCACUCCGAGCCUCUGUCGCCCGGACCCUCCAGAAUUCUCUUUGUUCACAAGUUACCAAAAAAGCCAAGAUGUUGGUCCUGCUGGCUGGUAUCUUUGUGGUCCACAUCGCCACUGUCAUUAUGCUGUUUGUUUCCACCAUUGCUAACGUCUGGCUGGUUUCACAGUUUGGGAACGUAUCAGAAGGUCUUUGGAAAAGCUGUAAGGACGGUUUCUGCAAUGAUUCUCUGCCAUAUAUACAGGAUGAUGCCCUCAAGUCUGUGCAGGCCUUCAUGAUUCUGUCCAUCAUCUUCUCUGUCAUCUCCCUUGUGGUCUUCGUGUUCCAGCUCUUCACCAUGGAGAAGGGAAACCGGUUCAUCCUCUCGGGAGCCACCAUGCUUGUGUGCUGGCUAUGCAUUAUGAUUGGAGGAUCCGUGUACACUAACUAUUAUGCAAACAAUUCUAACAGCACUUUUUGGGGGCAGCAAAGUCACCAUGGCUAUUGCUUCAUCCUCACCUGGAUCUGCUUCUGCUUCAGCUUCAUCACUGGCGUUGUCUACCUGGUCUUGAGAAAGAAAUAAGGCUGAACAAGUUCAUGGGGAUCAGGGGGGUGGGAGGAGGAAGCUGUUGAACCUGGGAGGGAAGUGGAAGAUGCCGAAUGGGAAAAACCAAGACAGGAAGGGGGAGGGGAGGGGGGGAGAAAGUGGAAGAGGCCAAAACCCAAAUGGUUACUGAGGAGAUUCUCUACUGCCAAGCCCCUGCCCUUGGGUCAAAGCAUCCGGCUAGUACCUUGAUGCUCCCUGAUGCCAGCCUCCCUCCAGCCACCAGACUUGGCCUCCAGCUGUUCUCGGCCACUCACACUGCCUGGAGCCCAUCAGCUGCCACACCACCAGCUCCUCUUCUGAGGGUGAAUUUGGGUCAUGCACUGAGGUCCACAUACCUACUGUGUGCCAAGUUAAAAUAGCGGUACAUGUUUUGGCAAGAGCAGGUAUUGUGCUUGUGCUGAAAGCCAGUCCUGCCCUUCUGACCCAAAGCAAACAUCACAUGUCACAUUCUAGCCCAGAGUGCCCAUUGUGGGGGGCUUUGGCCAGCAAGCCACUGCCCCUCUGAAGAAUAGAUAAUUAGCUUUGUGGAAUUCAGUGACAAAAUGGGAGGAGGAGAGAUGGCUUGUAAGGCCAACUUGGUUGGUUAGCUAAACCAAGAAAGAGAACUUUUCCCAAUGGAAGACCUGGGGGGUUGUCAGAACCCAGACCUCACAUGGCUGUCCUUCAUGGAGCCCUCUUGCUGUGGACUUUGCUAGGCCUCUCGCUUGAAACCAAGGUAGCUCUUCUGGAAUUUCUCUAAAGCCACUAAUGAAAGCACCACGUAAACUAGGAGACCUAAGUGGCAAUCUUGCAAGAAUGUUAUAUUAGGGUUAUGGUUUUAGGAUUCCCCUCAAAGCAGUCAAUGUUAAGUAUAUAACAGUAGAGAGAUGGACAUGGAUCCUUGUAACACAAUCCUACUAUUCUUCCAUUAUACUUUAAACUUUUGAGUAAGUUUUGUCUGAUUAUCCACAUUGGGGAUCAGAGCUUUGUAGCUCUAGCUUCAACGCUGGUUGAAGUGGUCACUUCUUUGAGGCCUCUCCUGUCCUAGUUCACAAGUGAGGCACUUCUGGAAUUAACACACACACCAAACUGCAACCAAACAGUCCCUUGGGUGAAAGGUGCUAUCUAAUUGUGAAGUAUUAAGCAUACUAUAUUUUAUAGUCAUGAUAAGAACAGAAUGCCUGUGCUCCCAGGAAAAUAAGGAAAUCCCAUAAGAUAAAUCAAAAUGUAGGUGAUGGGCAGAUUAUUUUCUUUAUUAAAAAAAGGCAAAAAUUCUUGUGGUACCUAGUCAGAUGGUAGUUGAGCUGUCUGCUGCCACAGAAGCACCUCUCUAUAGGACUUAGAAGUAGCAUUUUAUUCCUGGCUAGAAAGGCAUUGUUCUGCUCUAGAGCAGCUAUUUUAAGCCAUCUCAGAUUCUGUCUAAAUGGUGUUUUGGGGGUGAAUGGGGAGACAUUUCCUUUAUUACUCUGACAAUAAGAUCUACCCUAUGAAGAAUCUGAGAUAUCUUGCCUUCUUUUCUCCAUUAGUUUCUCCUCAUCCAUUUCUUUUAUACUUUUCCUGUUUAGGGAGUUGUUAAUGCCAUGUUCACUGGUAUUUAUGUAAAGGGACUAUUACUAAGUUUAUUUCUCUAUGUUUAUUCUGGUUAAGGAAAUGUUGAGAACUGGGAUUAGAGAGAUAGGCCAGCAAAAACGGUGGGAUGAUGGACGUUUUCUUUAUGAUUUACUUAUCACAUGAAUAUAUAAGGCCAUCUUAUGUGCAGAAACAUACUUACAUAUCAGAUAUAUCCAAAAGAGAUACUUGCAUUUUGUUCAGAAACUGAACUACGACUGGAGUAAACUAUGUAUUCCCUUGUCUUUUACUUUUUUUCUGUGACAUUUAUGUCUCAUGUAAUUUGCAUUACAUUGGUGGGUUGUUCUAGUACUGUAUUUGGCUUCUUCAUUCAUAGGUUAUUUCAUAUACUAUAAUUGUAAAUAUUUUGAUACAAAUGUUUAUAACUCUGGGGAUAUAAAAACAGAUUCUGAUUCCCUUCA
Molecule: messenger RNA, 2912 nt
Organism: Nycticebus coucang (slow loris)
Lineage: Eukaryota; Metazoa; Chordata; Mammalia; Primates; Lorisidae
Gene: EMP1
Product: epithelial membrane protein 1
Exons: 5
Coding region: 391-879 (162 amino acids)
Cellular component (GO): plasma membrane
Source: RefSeq, a predicted model, not a curated record